This is a messenger RNA of Salmo salar (Atlantic salmon), 2390 nucleotides long. Lineage: Eukaryota; Metazoa; Chordata; Actinopteri; Salmoniformes; Salmonidae. The record is from RefSeq and is a predicted model, not a curated record.
AGUGGACGGAACUCUUCUUUCAACAGCAACAACAGUUAGUCAGCCACCUCGGUAGCUUGCUAGACAAAAUAGCUUAACCAAUAAAGCUCUUUAGACACUUUCGUGUAUAUUAGCCACUGUGUUUUAAACACACUUCUGUCGUCUAGUUAGUUAUCCCAUUUACGGUGUUGUUAUUAGUCAUCUAGCUGGCUGGUUAAGUUAGCAUUAGCCUAGCUAGCUAACAUCCCCGACCAUGAGCUCACUAAACUACUCACCUUCUGCUAAAGAAGAGGAGGUCUGCUGGACAGAGAAAGAGGGUCUGUGGCUGAACGUUGUCGUAAAAGAGGAAAAGGAAGAGGAGGAUGUCACUAUACAAAAACAAGUAGAGGGUGAGGCCACGGGAUCAGUGUCUCGAAGUCUGGACAGUUGCUGCUCUGACGAAAUUGACUGGGAGAGUGACACAGAAGGAAUGGAUGAGGACUCUGUGAGUGACCACAGUUUGGAUUCCAGCGAGGAAGAAAUGUUUUUGGAAGAAAAAUAUCCACUUUUAGAUCAUGGUAGAGACUCUGGCUCUGAUGACCUCUGGGUGCCACUCCAAAGAGACCACAGUCCUCCAUCCCCAACUCAUUCAAACGUAGGAACUGGUUCCUCCGGUAUGACCCCUGCUGCUGCUGUCUCUGGCUCCACACCCACCCCAGCCCGGCCAUCUAGAGGUGUGAUGAGGUCAGCCCAGAAGCGGAGGAGGGCCAGUGAACCAGCGGUAACUACCAGCGAGGCAGAGGACCGUUGGCACACUGUGCUAGAGGAUGACGUGGAGCCACUUCCACCAUCAUUUCAACCUAAAAGGCAGCCAGGACCUCAGCUGGACAUGACUGCAAAGUACAGCCCCCUUCAUCUUUUCCAGAUGUUUUUCUCCUUGUCAGUUCUGGAUUCGCUGGUGUCUAACACCAACAAGUAUGGGGCUAAGAAACAAGCAGGCAAGAAAGAGGCAUGGAAGCCCAUUUCCAUCCAAGACCUAUACUGUUACAUCUCACUGGUUAUUUACAUGGGGCUUGUGAAGUUGAAAAACCUGAAGGACUACUGGAGAAGCUCAACACUCUACCAACUGCCUUUCCCCACAACUGUCAUGUCUUCUAACAGGUUUCUGACUGUCUCACGGGCGCUUCAUAUCAGUGACCCACAAGUUGAUGAGGACAAUGACAAGAAGAGAGGCACAUCAAGCUUUGAUAGGCUCUGCAAAAUCAAACCUCUCUACCCCAGCAUGGUUGAGGCCUGCAAGACCCAUUUUCAGCCCAACCAGAACCUGUCCAUAGAUGAGAGGAUGGUAGCCUCAAAGGCUAGAAUUGGUCUCAAACAAUAUAUGCGUAACAAGCCAACAAAAUGGGCUUACAAACUGUUUGUAUUGGCCGAUUCUGUGUGUGCCUACACUUGGAACUUUUUUGUUUACGAAGGUAAAUCCAUCUCAGCCACUGGUAAGGGACUUAGUAAUGAUGUCGUUAUGGAAUUAUUGGAUUUUCCAUUGCUUGGGACGGGCUACAAACUGUUUGUGGACAACUUUUACACAAGCCCUACCCUGUUUACAGACCUGAAGAAGCUGAAUGUAUGGUCUUGUGGCACCAUUUGUCCCAACAGAGUAGGUUUUCCCAAAACAAAAGUAAAUGACAUGCCUAAGAGGGCUGAUAGGGGUACCAUGCGAUGGAUUCGUAAAGAUGACCUGCUCUUUGUAAAGUGGAUGGAUACCAGACAGGUGGUCAUGUGCUCCAGUAUCCACAAAUCCUUCAGUGGCGAUCACGUCGUCAGGCGUGUGAAGGACGCUAAUGGGGCACGGACCACAAAUGAUGUCCCCAUUCCUGCUGCUGUAAAGGAUUACAACAAGAGCAUGGAAGGUGUGGACCUGUCAGACGCUCUGAUAGGCUACAACAAUGUUCUCCACAAGACAAGGAAAUGGUACAGGACAUUGUUCUAUCACUUCGUUGACAUUGCUGUGGUGAAUGCAUUCAUCCUUCAUAAGGAAAUGGCUAAGAGCUCUGGACAGACCUCCAUGACACAGCUAGCCUUCAGAGAGCUGCUCAUCCAGGAGCUUGCUGACUAUGGCACAAAGUCCACAGCAGCACCUUCUGUCCGCUCUACAUCUGUCCCCUCUACUCCUGUCACCAGAGGUGCUCACCUGCCAAAAUACAUCACUGCAGACCUGAAUGUGCCUCAGGGCCAAAAGAGCAAAGCAGGGAGGCGUCGUUGUAUUCUGUGCCACAAGAAAUCUCCCAUCACCUGCACUACUUGUUCUGUUACCCUCUGCUUCACAGCAGAAAGAGACUGCUAUGGGACUUGGCAUCAGCAGCACAACCUGGUGUAGAGGACUGUGGGUUGAAAAAAUAAUAAUCUAAUUGUAAAUAGUUUUUUUUCUCUUCUCA